AGGCCGGGGCUUCCGGUGCGCAGGCCACAGUGGCCCGGCUACCAAUGGAGGAGCCCGCGGGGAGGUGAUUUUCCUUCUUCUUCUUCUUCUUCUUCUGCUUCUCCUCCCCAUUUCCCUCUCCCUCCCCAGCUCUCUUCCGGCGGCCCCCCCGCCUCGCUCGCUGCCGCUGCGGGAGCUGCUUUCCCCCGAGUCCGCGGCCGCUGCGGCCUCUACGCCGCCUUCCUCGCACUCUGGGAGGCAGAGAAGUCAAAUGAAGUCAAAAGAGCGAUAAGAGUUGUUGAGAAAGAAACGGACGUUACUCUCCUGCUCCGCAGUUUGGCUGAGCACUACGAUGUCUGUGGACAUGAACAGCCAGGGCUCUGACAGCAACGAAGAGGACUAUGAUCCAAACUGUGAUGAGGAGGAAGAGGAUGAAGAGCCUGGGGACAUUGAGGAUUACUAUGAGGGGGUGGCAAAUGACGUGGAGCAACAGGGAGCAGAUGCCUUUGACCCUGAGGAAUAUCAGUUUACCUGCCUGACUUACAAGGAAUCGGAGAGUACCCUGAAUGAGCACAUGGUCAGCUUGGCCUCUGCAUUAAAGGUGUCCCAUGCAGUUGCUAAGCUUGUAUUAGUUAGCUUCCACUGGCAAAUCUCAGAAAUUUUGGAAAGGCACAAGUCCAAUUCUGUCCAGUUGCUAGUGGAAGCACGAGUUCAGCCUGCCUCAUCCAAACACGCCAUGGUACAUUCCUCCCAGCACUGCGCGGUGUGUAUGCAGUUUGUCCGAAAGGAGAACUUGUUGUCUCUGGCUUGUCAGCACCAGUUCUGCCGCAGCUGUUGGGAGCAGCACUGUACAGUUCUCGUCAAGGAUGGAGUCGGAGUGGGUGUCUCCUGCAUGGCUCAGGACUGCCUGCUCUGGACUCCAGAAGAUUUUGUGUUUCCAUUGCUACCUAGCGAGGAGCUGAAAGACAAAUACAGACGCUACCUCUUCAGGGAUUACAUUGAGAGCCAUUUCCAGCUGCAGCUCUGUCCCGGCGCAGACUGCCCUAUGGUCAUACAGGUACAGGAGCCCAAAGCUCGCAGAGUGCAGUGCAAUCGAUGCAAUGAAGUUUUCUGUUUCAAGUGUCGGCAGAUGUACCAUGCUCCCACAGAUUGUGCCACCAUUCGAAAAUGGCUCACCAAGUGUGCAGAUGACUCUGAAACAGCCAACUAUAUCAGUGCUCACACUAAAGAUUGUCCCAAGUGCAAUAUCUGUAUUGAAAAGAACGGAGGCUGCAAUCACAUGCAAUGCUCCAAAUGCAAACAUGACUUCUGCUGGAUGUGUCUAGGGGAUUGGAAGACUCACGGCAGCGAGUACUACGAAUGCAGUCGGUACAAAGAGAACCCUGAUAUUGUAAACCAGAGUCAGCAAGCACAGGCCAGGGAGGCCCUUAAGAAGUACUUGUUCUAUUUUGAAAGGUGGGAAAACCACAACAAGAGCUUACAGCUGGAGGCACAGACAUACCAGCGAAUUCAAGAGAAGAUACAAGAAAGGGUGAUGAACAACUUGGGAACGUGGAUAGACUGGCAGUAUCUACAGAAUGCAGCAAAGCUGCUAGCUAAGUGUCGUUACACGCUGCAGUACACAUAUCCAUAUGCCUACUACAUGGAGUCUGGCCCCAGAAAGAAACUGUUUGAAUACCAACAGGCUCAGCUGGAAGCGGAAAUAGAAAACCUCUCAUGGAAGGUGGAGAGAGCAGAUAGUUAUGACAGAGGGGACUUGGAAAACCAGAUGCACAUAGCCGAGCAGAGGAGAAGGACCCUGCUGAAAGACUUCCACGACACAUAAAGUAGCAGGAGAUGUCAGGGCGCAGGGGUGAGCGCAAAGAGCGAGGUGGCGGUGAGAGCAGCAGCAGAAGCAACACGAGAAGCUGGCCCCCGCCCCCACCACAGAGAAGGGCUGAGGACAACACUGCUGCCUCCCCUUGCAAGCCAGACACGAGCUAGCACCACAGCUUAGUCUUCUGUUUUCUCUUCUCUUUCUGCUUUUCGUUUUUGCCAGGCUAGAGGCUGGAGUUCAGAUUUGGCACCUUUUUUUUCUGGGACGUUUUCCUCCCCGGCUCUUGGAUUGUUCUGGGAAGGAGUUCUUUUAUUUUAUUUUUCUUCUUCUUCUUCUUCUUCCUCCUCCCCCCGAAUGGCUGUUAAUAGUGUUAGAUCAUUACAAGCAUAUGUAAUUUUCAAACGGUUGUACAAUUAUACAAAACAAACCCUAGAAUAACACACAACCCUUUUUAAAAAAAUAAAUUGGAAUUGGAGUGUUUCCUUUUUAAUAAGCUGCUUGUAAACUAAAUGGCUGCUUUUCUUCUUUUCCCUCCAAAUCCUCUUUUGCGCUGAAAGCUAUGAAAUAGUCCAGCUGUCUGUUUGGCACCUCUUAUGUGCGCUCUGCUGCUUGCCCUGUGACUACAUGAGGUGAACCGUGCUAGCCUAGGAGACAACAGCAGCGGCCGGAGGUCAGCGUACGGUCGAGUAGCUCUCCUAUUCUUCCCUGGCUAUGCAGGGGCAGUCGGGCAAAGUUCAGGCCAGCAUGGAAAACAGUCGUGGUCCUGCUGUCCCAUCAGCUUUAAGGUUGUCUCCUGCAUGCAUUAGUUGCUUUGUUUCUCUGGACUGAUCUCAUCUGCCAAAACUAAAAUCAUCUGAGGGGUUAUGGGAACACACAACCUUGCCUCUCGACAGCAUUGGAGCAGGCACUGGCUUUGCUUGGAGGCAAAAGGACAAGCCACGUUCCACCAAUGCCUUGCGUAUCUGUGCAGUCCAGUCAUACACAACCUGAUCCUUGACAUGGCUGUAAGGUGAUAUGUCAAGUCUGGCCCCGUCUUGCCCUGACAAGACCAGACUUCCUCACUGUGUAUCGAGGGAAAGCUGUUACACUUAAACAUGAUGCUUGGUAAGGGGGGUGGGGUGGAGGGGGGUAAAAAAAAAAUAUUGGCAGCCUAAGACAAGUCCUGAGAAACAUGUGCCAAUGGUAAACUUACACCACUGUCCUAGAAACUACGGCUGGCUGAAAAACAGCCAGCAAAAUUGGUGAGAAUGAAGCUUAAUGAAUAUUAAGGAGUUGUAUCCACCACUAGUCCUGCUUGAAGUUGACCGUUCAAAUUUAUGGGCCUGAUUUAGUCCCAUUAAUUUCAGUAGGACUUGGUCAGGUACAAACCUAUGUUCACGGGUGGCUUAUUAUUAGUACACUUGAAUGUGUAAAAGGUCAAUUUUUCCUCCAUUCAUGUGGGAGGCCAGCUUCGAAACAGUAAAAAAAAAACUGCAGUGUAGGUUAUGUACAGUGCAUGGUCAACAUGCUUGCUUAAGCUGAUUAUCCACCUAGAAAAGAAGACGGAACAGGUGGCCCUCUCCUGAAGUUACUCUGAUUCGAUUUGAAAUAAGAACACCUUGCUACCUGUUUACAAAAAAAAUAAUAAUGUUGCACUGAACUUUUGUUUGUACGUUGAUUGAUGAUCUUUUUGGUUUGGACAAGGGAGGACUGGCAAGCUAGGAUCAUUAUUGUGCUUUAUGCACCUACCUUUCUGGCCUUUCAGCGGGAGCUAUUUAAUUAGCAUUUCUGGAUGUUGACCUAGCUCUUGGGGGGGGCAAUCUGCCAUGCCACCCUUUCGCCCUUCACGUGCUGCUAAUACUACCUCAAGCACUCCAGGGAAAAUGAUUAUACCCACUACCUGCUUGCUUCCUUAGUAAAUGACCCCAGGACCUUUUUAAUAUUACUCUCUUCCUACCCCAUUGCCAGUUAACCACAGAUUACGCAAGCAGGACCUUGAAAGGGGGGGGGCGUGUACUAGGCUAAGAAAAAGUACCGUGAAGAGAAACUCUUCUCCCCCCCCCCCAUUUCCUGCUCUGUUCACCUUUUCUCUUCCAUUGGCCAUUUUAUAGGUCUCUUGUAGCUGAUGCGGCACGACGACCUCAUCAGGCUUGCUCCUUUUAACCCAUGUCUUACCUGCUGUAAGCGGAGAUCAUGUGAUUGUGUUCUCUUGGCUGUAGAUGUUUUCCAUUUCUCUGCAUGAAGUCCAGUCUGGGCCUUGAUAUAUAGAAACAGACGAAAACCUUUUAGCAAAGUGCAAGAAGUUCGGCGUGUGUGUGAUUUUAAUUGCACAGUAUGUUAGCCUUCAUUUUGUUAUUGUUUUGAUGAGAUGUGGUGCGUAAAGUGCUAGCACGGGAUUAUUUCAUUAACCCAGCUGCAGUUGGAUAAAGAUAAGCCUUGUGGCCAGAAGAGCUGUGGGAAGGUAUGGCUUACGACUUAUUCCUGUGAAAUGCUGACCUGAUCUUCCUUGCUAGCUUAAUACAGUGUUCAGCCUUUGAAGGACACGAGGAUCUUUUUAUCUUUAAACUUUGCAUUCAGACUGAGCGGUCGGUCUCAUUGAAUCAGAGAAGUUAAGUCACACAUGUUUUCUGUAGCUCAGAACUGUCCAGUGUGAAAGGGAAGUGAUGUGUGGCUUGCACUUACAUCUGACAUCCAGUUGUAGCUGGUCAACUUGAUGGUAGCACAUUGACAACUUUCAAUGUUAAAAAGUCAUGUUUUCUAAACUUGUAGCCUCCACAUGGCUGGCACCAACCCCGUGCAGUGCUUUUAGAUGUGCUAUAUUAAGCCAGUAUUGCAUCACGUAUUAAUAGCUGCCUCCCAGUUUAGAGCAGGUAGCAUUCAUAUAUGUAUAAACUAACACUUUUAAGUCCCAGACAGUUGACAGAUCAGCAUUUUUAUUCUUCCCCCGAUACAGGCUCCCUGUAUUAGAAUUCCAUCAUGUUCAGACUUUGCCAGAGAGGUUUUGCCACUGAUAAGAAUAGGCUGUGCUAUAGGAAAGUAAUCCUCUUCACUCUGGAAAAAGAAGCUAAUGGUUCUAAAGCAGAACUCAACACAGUUUGUUGCCUCAGAAAAUCCUUGCCAUUCUGCAACAAGCUGGUAGCAAUAGCAAGACAACAAUUAAGAAUUAGCAGCAUCUGAGCUCAGAGUAUAGGUGUAUUUCCCUCAUACCAGGCGAACAUCCUAAACUGGGAGCUUUUUGUCUCUUUCUGUAAGGCUUGACUCUCAGCCAGCCUGGCAGCUGUUGUCAUCCUAUCACUCUUACUUUUUAAAACUUGGCUUGAUUCACCUUCAAUGCUGACUUUGUUUUGGUUUUCGCUUACAUUUAGUAUUACCUGCCACAGUUUUCUAUAUAAAAGAGAUACAAAACUGUCUUUGCACAACUUCUGAUACUGAACAAACUGAGCUCUCAAGUUACACCACAUCUCCUGGCAAACAGAAGUCUCUGUAACUCAAAAGCUUGCAUACAUACACCAAAAGAGGCUGCUCAAUAGAAGAGAGAUCCUCUAAUCCAGAGAUGGGAAACAUUUGGCCUUGCAGAUGUUGCUGCUCACACCAUCCCUGACCAUUGGCUGUGCUGGCUGAGACUGAUGGGAGUUGGGAGUCCAAUAGCUUCUGGGUGGCCAAAAGUUCCCUAUCCCUGCUCUAAUCAAGUUUUAUACUUGCUCUCUCUAUAGCACUCCUUCCUCUGCAGCAGCGACCAGUUUUCUGUUGACAACCUAAAUUUAUGUCAGCUGUGUGCCAUGCGACUUCUUCAGGAAGAACUGGAGAGUUCUCUUAUUAUUGCACUGUCUCAAUUCAUUCAAAACUUGUUUUUGUUUCAAAAAUCAGAUUUCAUUUCUCAAUAGCUUUUUCUAGGAAAGUUCUUAUGUGUGCUCACUCAAGUCUGGACUGUUCCAAGUUUUCAGGUAGUAGCUUCUGCUAUGGGAGCUUUUUAUUAUUAUGCAGAGUGCUACAUUAUCAUGGCUGCCUUUGCUCUGUCCCUCACUGAGGUAUUGGGGGGGGGGGAAGCAACCUCAAGAAACUGCCAACACUUUUCCGGCAUUAGGAGGGGAAGGGGCAAAGGAAAGGGCCCUUGCAGUUUCCCUCUCCUGAAAUUGUUUAUUUGAAAUAAAUUGUGAAUUUCUAAUUUUAAA
Messenger RNA from Podarcis raffonei (Aeolian wall lizard), 5946 nucleotides. It is a transcript of the gene ARIH2, whose product is annotated as ariadne RBR E3 ubiquitin protein ligase 2. The transcript has 15 exons. The record is from RefSeq and is a predicted model, not a curated record. Gene Ontology annotation, biological process: ubiquitin-dependent protein catabolic process; positive regulation of proteasomal ubiquitin-dependent protein catabolic process; protein polyubiquitination. NCBI's taxonomy places the organism in Eukaryota, Metazoa, Chordata, Lepidosauria, Squamata, Lacertidae. Gene Ontology annotation, molecular function: zinc ion binding; ubiquitin protein ligase activity; ubiquitin conjugating enzyme binding. Gene Ontology annotation, cellular component: ubiquitin ligase complex; cytoplasm. The coding region runs from base 332 to 1804 and encodes 490 amino acids.